AUGGGGUUCUUCUCUUAUAUCGUUGCGUUGGCCACCACUUUGGCUAUCUUUACUGAGGCCAUCCCUACUGAGAAACGUGCAACUGCUGGCCACUUUACAAUUCAACAAACGGCCUUAUACUCUAACAAAAACCGUUGGCCGCCUAAGGAUUUAUGGACGGUGCUCAGGAAGCAUCACAGGCCACUACCACCCGAAUAUAAGGCAGCAGUCUCCCGUAUAGCUAUUUACGAGAACAAGAAGGAUGGCGGAUCCGUCAAGGUCACGCCCUCUGACUAUGACGCCGAAUUUGUUAAUGAAAUCACAGUCGGAAACGACACAGUCCUCGUUGAUAUCGAUACCGGUUCUGCUGAUUUUUGGGUUUUUUCAUCCCAACUUCCAGAGCGGUCGCGCCGAAAUCAUCGCAUCUACCACCCAGACUUAACUGGCACGAAACUCCAAAAACACACUUGGGAGUUGAAGUACGGCGACGGAACUGGGGCAGCAGGCAACGUGUUCCAGGACAAGGUUAGUCUUCCCGGCUUGGAAGUCUCCUCCCAGGCAGUGCAGGCUGCAACCUGGGUGAGCUAUGAGUUCGCAGAUCAGCAAACGACAGAUGGAAUUCUGGGAUUCGGAUUCGACAAACGUAACCAAGUCUUACCCAAAAAGCAAAGAACUUGGUUUGAUAAUAUCAAGCAGAGCUUAUCCAAGCCCAUAUUUACCGCUUGUCUGAAACAUCAAGCUCCUGGUUUCUACGAUUUUGGCUUCAUCGAUCAAGACAAGCAUGUUGGAACGCCCACCUACCUACCAGUUGAUAGUUCAAAAGGUUGGUGGGAAACCACUUUUAACGGCUUCGCAACUGGGGAUAUCGAUAAUUCAACUCAUAGCUUUAAAGCAAUUGUUGACACUGGGACUACAUUCAUGCUCCUUCCCAAAAAAAUAACCGAACAAUACUAUUCUACGGUUCCAGCUACGGCAUAUGAUCGUAAGAGUGGAGGCUGGACAUUUCCAUGCAACACCACGCUUCCAGACUUUGCCAUCCAUAUCAACGAAUAUAAAGCUGUCGUUCCCGGAGAACACAUCAAAUAUGCUCCAUUACCAGGAACUAACACGUGUUUCGGCUCUCUCCAAUCCCUAGUUAGCCCGCCUGCUAUCCUAGGAGGGGCAUUCCUGAAGAGCCAGUUCGUCAUAUUUGACCAUGAUGGCCCAAGAAUGGGAUUCGCGGCUCAAAAGAAGUAG
Messenger RNA from Arthroderma uncinatum, 1215 nucleotides. Its product is annotated as aspergillopepsin A. Gene Ontology annotation, molecular function: aspartic-type endopeptidase activity. The record is from RefSeq and is a predicted model, not a curated record. The coding region runs from base 1 to 1215 and encodes 404 amino acids. Gene Ontology annotation, biological process: proteolysis. Lineage: Eukaryota; Fungi; Ascomycota; Eurotiomycetes; Onygenales; Arthrodermataceae. The transcript is spliced from 4 exons.